Messenger RNA from Andrographis paniculata, 1095 nucleotides. RefSeq names its product ethylene-responsive transcription factor ERF061-like. The transcript has a single exon. NCBI's taxonomy places the organism in Eukaryota, Viridiplantae, Streptophyta, Magnoliopsida, Lamiales, Acanthaceae. Bases 88 to 858 code for a protein of 256 amino acids. Gene Ontology annotation, biological process: regulation of DNA-templated transcription. Gene Ontology annotation, molecular function: DNA binding; DNA-binding transcription factor activity. The record is from RefSeq and is a predicted model, not a curated record.
UCACAAAAUUCGAUCCUUAUUUUUCAUCCAGGAUAAAAAAUCCCCACUAAUUUCAAUUUUUUUUUUUCCUUCAAAAUUUAACAAAUAAUGUCAGGAAUUCAAAAUUGUUUUCCUCAAAAUCAGUCCGAAAUUGGACAUUCUCUGUCCCAAAUUCUUCUUACCACAAAAUCGAACCCUCUAGAUUCAAUCUUUUCCUACUGCGACUCGGCUGCGAGCCGCGUCGCCGAGCCGCUCGGCUCGCCGGUGUACCUGCGGCAGCGAGAUUUGGUGGGCCGGUUCUCCGACGGCGGGCGGUGCCGGGUUAUCGGGCCGGGUAAGGCCUACAGAGGAGUGCGGCAGCGGCAGUGGGGAAAGUGGGUCGCGGAGAUCCGGCUCCCACAGAACCGGGUUCGGGUCUGGCUCGGUACGUACGACUCGCCGGAAGCCGCCGCCUACGCCUACGACCGGGCGGCUUACAAGCUCCGCGGCGAGUACGCCCGGCUCAACUUCCCGAACCUUCGCGACCCGGCUCGGAUCGGGCUCGGCGACGCGGCGCGAGCCGACGCCGUCAGGCGCGCCGUCGACGCGAAGAUUCGGGCGAUGUGGCAGAAGGUCCGGCGGAGGAAGGCGUCGCCGGCGGUUGUGCCCCGCCGUGGAUCGCCGUCGGGAGAAGGCGGAGAUGAGCCGGCGGCGAAGGGAGGAGCGGAGCCGGCGGCGGUGGACGGGGAGAGUUGCGGGAAUAGUGUUUCCGGCGACGGUUUGUGGGCCGGCGGCGGCUCGGCGGCGACGGCGGCGGCGGAGUUGGAGAUUGAGGAAUGGCCGCUGGCGCGGCUGCCGUCGUACGACCCGGAGUUGAUUUGGGAAGUUCUUGCUAAUUAGGUGGUCCUAGGGAUUUGCUCCAGAUUGAUCCAAGCCGUUCAUUUUCGUGGAUUUGUUUUCUUGGUGUUGAAGUCCCGGAUCUUUAUAAAUUGCAUUGAAAAUUGAUUGCAAGUACUUUCAAUUUAUUACAUGAGUUUAACGAUACUUUUUUGCUUUAAGUUCUUUAUACAUGCAUACGUUUUGCAAUUUUUUUCUUUUGUUUUUGCUAUUACUACUUAAUAAUAUAUUACUCUCAUU